AUGGCGACGCGGCCAAGCACUUUUAUUCCAGCCUGUUUGGAUGGGAAAUCGUGGACAAUCCGAUCGACGAACACCUGGUCUACUCGAUGUACAUGCACCGGGGAUUUGCCGGUAUGCGCUUCAGCAGUGGCCUAUCCCGGUUCGGAACAAGAGAAUAUGCCCUCCCACUGGAGCGUUUACGUUACUGUAAGCGAUCUGGAGGCUGCUACGGAACGAGCGCGCGCUGCCGGAGGGACCGUUAUUUCCGAACCGUUCCAGGUGAUGGACGUGGGCCGGAUGUCGAUGAUCCAGGACCAGCAGGGUGCGAUGUUGCGGUUGUGGUACCCAAUUCAGCAUGUAGGCGCCGGCGUGAUAAACGAACCCGGCGCUCUAUCCUGGUUUGAACUGGCGACCACCGACACGGAUUCCGCCCAGGAAUUUUACGCCCAGGUUCUUGAAGUGGAGAUCGGGCCUGAUCCAGAUUCGCCUUUCCCCUACACGCUGGUGAAAGUGGACGGCGAACCGGCGGCCGGGAUUAUCCAAAUUGUCGAUGACUGGGGACCGGUGCCGCCAAACUGGGGUGUUUAUUUUGGAGUCGAUGACGUUGACGGAACGGUUGCGAAGGCGCGGGAACUGGGCGGUAAAGUAAUCGUCGAGCCAAACGACAUCGGCGAUUUUGCGCGUUUCUCGGUUCUUUCCGACCCUGAAGGCGCGGUGUUUUCCGUUAUCAAUCUGACCCAAUGGUAG
Messenger RNA from Geodia barretti, 726 nucleotides. The record is from the annotation of a GenBank genome assembly. Lineage: Eukaryota; Metazoa; Porifera; Demospongiae; Tetractinellida; Geodiidae.